Messenger RNA from Trichophyton verrucosum HKI 0517, 1887 nucleotides. RefSeq lists its product as uncharacterized. The coding region runs from base 1 to 1887 and encodes 628 amino acids. Gene Ontology annotation, biological process: regulation of DNA-templated transcription; nuclear-transcribed mRNA poly(A) tail shortening. The transcript is spliced from 3 exons. Gene Ontology annotation, cellular component: nucleus; CCR4-NOT core complex; P-body. NCBI's taxonomy places the organism in Eukaryota, Fungi, Ascomycota, Eurotiomycetes, Onygenales, Arthrodermataceae. The record is from RefSeq and is a predicted model, not a curated record.
AUGACUUCCCGAAAAACGCAGCAAGAAAUUGACAAGACCUUCAAGAAGGUCGGUGAGGGCAUACAAUCCUUUGAAGGGAUAUAUGAGAAGAUCCGAAGCUCCAGCAAUGCCGCCCAACGAGACAAGCUUGAAGACAAUCUUAAACGGGAGAUCAAGAAACUGCAACGGUUUAGAGACCAGAUCAAGACAUGGGCUGCCGGAAAUGAGGUCAAGGACAAAAGCCCACUGCUAGAACAACGGCGAGCCAUAGAAACAUGUAUGGAACAGUUCAAGGCUGUAGAGAAGGAAAUGAAGACCAAGGCCUACUCGAAAGAGGGGCUUUCGGCCGCAGCGCGCUUGGAUCCCAAGGAGAAAGAGAAAGCAGACACGUGUGAUUUCCUCUCCUCGACGGUUGACAUUCUACAGCAGAAGAUAGAGGCUAUGGAAGCUGAAGAAGAGUCUAUACAAGCGUCAAUGAAAAAGGGCAAGAAGGACAUCGCCAAGUCGAAUCGGUUAGCGGAUAUUGAACGGUUAUCGGAACGGCAUAAAUGGCACGUUGGGAAGCUAGAAUUACUCUUACGAUCAUUACAGAACGGCAAUGUUGAAACACAACAAGUGCUUGACGCUCAAGAAGCCAUCAAAUACUAUGCGGAGGAUGGUCACAAUCCCGACUUUUGUGGAGAGGACGAGACUAUCUACGACGACAUACCGCUAGGCGACGAUGAAGUCCAGUUCGGCAUGAACAACGACAACGACCGGGUAUCAUCACAAGACACUCAAUCGAUACAGGAAGAUGACGCAGAGUCCCGGCAGGCCAACAAGGGCAAGUCAGAUUCAGGUCCUGCACGACGGCCAUCAACACAGAUGAAAUCCCCUCUACCCGUCCUUGCCACGCUCCAUCUUAAUGGCCCUUCGUCAUCGUCAGCAAGUUCAAUGAAACCUGCACCCCCUCCGGCACGAUUACCCGGAGAGACUCUCAAAUAUGCCUCUGCUGCCGCCGCCGCUGCUGCCAGUGACAAGGCUGGUGUUGGGAUUGCACCCCUCCCACCACCCCCUGGUGCCAGCCCCGCCGUAUCGGCAGCACAGCUUGCUUCCAAAGCGUCGUCAACGGCGUCACCUAUGGUCCAGCCCGCACAGCCGGUGCAGGUACAACGGCUCAUGUCCUCUGCCGGCAGCGCAGACGAGUCAGGAAGUCAAUCCAAGUCGCCUACAUUAAGUCCGAGCGUGACUGCAGCCAGUCGACCGGGGACCAUGCCUCCUACACCCGCGAUGUCCAAAAUAGAAACAUCAGCAACAACCCCGGCUGCAUCAACGUCGGCCCCUAAUAAGGAACGUACAGUAACGAAUGGCCAGGCAAAGGGGAAGAGCCCAGAUGAGCCGGCCGCAGACGAAUCGGUAUAUCAUCUCCCUCCAGGUCUCCAAGAUCUGAUUCACUCCUUCGAGGUGACCAAGUCACGGUCGACAGCUCCUCAGUCGGCGUCUGUACAACGGUUAUUGGUAGCCUCACAUAGUACAUGCCCAGAGCCGGGAGAUGCGGAGAAGCCCCGUCAUUACAAGCCCCAGACGCCAUACACAACGCCACUUUAUUACCCUCAGGAGACAUUACCCAUAUUUGACGAUCCACGACUAUACGAGACCGGCAGAAUAGAUACAGACACGCUGUUCUAUCUCUUCUACUACCGUCAGUCCACGUAUCAGCAGUACCUGGCUGCCAAGGCCCUCAAGAACCAAAGCUGGCGCUUCCACAAGCUGUACCAGACCUGGUUCCAGCGCCAUGAGGAGCCGAAGAACAUCACUGAGGAAUAUGAGCAGGGUACUUAUCGGUUCUUUGAUUAUGAAAGCACCUGGAUGAACCGACGAAAAGGUGAUUUUAAAUUUGUCUACAAGUACCUUGAAGAUGAUUUGUAA